Bombyx mandarina (wild silkworm) is the source of this 1279-nucleotide messenger RNA. RefSeq names its product venom serine protease. Gene Ontology annotation, molecular function: serine-type endopeptidase activity. The record is from RefSeq and is a predicted model, not a curated record. Gene Ontology annotation, biological process: proteolysis. NCBI's taxonomy places the organism in Eukaryota, Metazoa, Arthropoda, Insecta, Lepidoptera, Bombycidae.
AUUACGGCUAACAAAGACACAUUCGUUCAGUUGACAAGUGUGAUUGAAAAGUUCAGAAAUGUUCCUUCAACUUGUAUUGGUUGUACUGGCCUUGAAUGGCGUGUUAUCACAGAGCCCGGGUUGCGACUUUGCGCAAAAUAUUGCCGUCGGAACUACGGUGGAUAUAAGCAGUCCGGGUUACCCCGGCAACUACAGUCCCGGUAUUCAAUGUAGAUGGAUAGCGACAUGUCCCGUUGGAUACAAUUGUCAAAUAGAUUGCCCCAUAAUCUCCAUACCCCAAAGUUCUUCUUGCAUAGAUCGACUAUUGCUCUCAAGGACGGGUGACCCCCAAUUGAGUGGAGCCGAAGUCUACUGCGGGAGAGGAACUUUAUCUGCAACUUCUGUUGGCCAGAGACUUAGUUUGGGGUUGAUAUCUUCAAACUCAAGUCCCGGCGGAUACUUCAGGUGUCGCGUAUACGCGGUGGCAUCAGCUCCUAGUCCAGCACCUUGCAGAUGCGGGGAAAGAAAACAGACCCGCAUUGUGGGGGGUGAAGAAGCUAAAAUCAAUGAAUUCCGAAUGAUGGUCGGGUUAGUUGAUAUCAGCAUCAGGCAAAUCAAAUGCGGAGGCGCCUUGAUCUCUAAUAGACAUGUACUGACCGCAGCCCAUUGUAUUGCCAACCAAAGAACGGAUAACAUAGGAGUUAUAGUUGGAGAACACGAUGUUUCCAGCGGCACAGAAUCGGCAGCUCAGGGUUACGUAGUACAAAGGUUUAUUAUACAUCCAUUAUUUACUGCUUCCAAUUAUGACUACGACGUGGCGAUAGUGGAAACAACAAAGGAAAUAACAUUCAGCGAUAUAGUGGGACCGGCUUGUCUACCGUUCAAGUUCGUCAAUACCAAUUUCACUGGUUUAAAAGUGACUAUUCUUGGUUGGGGAACGUUAUUCCCGGGAGGUCCAACGUCUAAUGUUCUCCGUAAGGUAGACCUGGACGUCAUUAGCCAGAGCACCUGUAGGAGUUACGAGUCGACACUGACGGACAGACAGAUGUGCACAUUCACUCCUGGGAAGGACGCGUGUCAAGACGACUCCGGUGGCCCUCUGCUUUAUACAGACCCGAGUACCGGAUUGUUCUUCAACCUGGGCAUCGUGAGUUACGGUCGUUUCUGUGCAUCAAACAGUCCGGGCAUCAACAUGAGAGUCACCGCAGUACUGGACUGGAUCGUCGCGUCCACGCAAUAUAACUUCUGCAGGAAAUAAACGAUGGACCAAAGAUUUUGAAAUUAAACAUUUCUCUCUUUA